UGUACCUAUAAAAGCUCGACUGUAAGGCCCCUAAGCACUCAUUCGCCUGUCGCCGCCGUUUCAAGUGCACUCUUAGCUAACCCACAGAACAAACAACAUGGUCUCCUUCGAAGAAGCCACUGAACUCGCCAAGAAGUUCUCCAAGAAGCCCACCGAUGCCGAAUUCUUGGAGUUCUACGGCCUGUUCAAGCAGGCCACCGUUGGCGAUGUGAACAUUGAGAAGCCCGGCGUUCUGGAUCUUAAGAAUAAGGCUAAGUACGAGGCCUGGAACUCGCAGAAGGGUCUGUCCAAGGACGCCGCCAAGGAUGCCUACGUCAAGGUGUACGAGAAGUAUGCCCCCCAGUACGCCUAAGCCGGUUACCACUUCCCCCCCUCACACUGCCCACUAACUUUUCGAGCAAUAAAGAUACCAAAGAUAUGAGAAAAGUAA
Drosophila obscura is the source of this 430-nucleotide messenger RNA. Its product is annotated as acyl-CoA-binding protein. The transcript has 3 exons. The coding region runs from base 98 to 352 and encodes 84 amino acids. NCBI's taxonomy places the organism in Eukaryota, Metazoa, Arthropoda, Insecta, Diptera, Drosophilidae. Gene Ontology annotation, biological process: fatty acid metabolic process. The record is from RefSeq and is a predicted model, not a curated record. Gene Ontology annotation, molecular function: long-chain fatty acyl-CoA binding.